AUGAAAAGAUCAGCAACGCAUUUUGAAGAUCUUUCAAAUGAACUUUUACUCGAUACUUUCGAUUUUCUUAAUGGUUAUCAUAUAUUUGACGCUUUUUCUAAUCUUAAUAACCGUAUCCAACAACUCAUUACUAGUCCUGAUUUCUUCCUCAAAUUAAAUAUUUCAUUUAUGUCUAAAUCAGAUUUUAACAAACGUUCGAUCAAUAUUAUCCGUCCAUAUAUGAAUCAAAUUAUUUCAUUACAAUUAUCAGAACCAUUUGUCAUCAAAAAUUUCUUUAGAACAUUUCCUAUUGACACAUCAUUCAAUCGUCUCGAAUCAUUGGUACUUAAUGAUCUUAAUGUAGAUGAUGAUGUUUCUAUUCUUAAUAGUUUAGCUCAAUUACCUCGACUCUACUCUCUCAAAAUCUUUUGUUACGAAUGUAAUGAACUAUUUCUUAUUUUUCAAUCAAUAUUUCUUCUACCUGUUUUACAAUAUGCCAAAAUUUUGUGUUCGAGCUUUGGUGGUAGAUUUCCGUUUCCCCUGGCUACGAGCGAUAGUCAACGAAGCAUGACUCUUGAAUAUCUAUCCUUUGGUUUUCCAGCUGAUCUUUCAAGUAUUUACAAUCUUCUAACAUAUACACCUCAUCUUCGUCGUUUGUCAGUUGAGCAUAUGUGGCCUGAUAGAUACAUACUACCAGAACAAUUUAUACUGCUACACAAUUUAACUAGUGUUUCUCUACGUUAUUGGUCUUAUUCAUUUGAUAAAUUCGCAUCAUUCAUUGCAAUCGUUGGUUCUGAACUCGAAUUCUUACGCAUUACAAUUACUCAUAAAACUGCCCUAUCAAAUGCUUAUCAAUGGCAACAAUUAAUUUUACGUCACAUGCCACGUUUGCGUACGUUUCUCUUUGAUUACCAUGGUCCAUUAAUUAAAGAUGCUGAUGGAAAUAGUCGCUGUCGAACAUUACUUGAUGAAUUUUCUUCGCCAUUUUGGAUCGAACGGCAAUGGUUUUUCGCUCAUACCCAUUGCCAUGGUCAUCAUUUUUAUCCAGCAGAAGUAUGUUUAGCAUUCUAUUCAACUCAAAUUCGCCGGCGAUACUGUUGUCAAAUUGAUGAAUUUUUAGAUAAUAACAUAUGUUCGUACCAAGAUCCAGUCUUCAAUUUAUUUUUUGGGCCACGGAUUAAUAUGAAAAAUCGAAAUAUUGUUGCCAAUUUUUCUUUUCAAUUUCCUCGUGUAACUGAAUUAGAACUUACCGAUAAUUAUAAUACAAUAAAUAUUGACUCAUUCAUUGAUAAUCUAAGUCAUAUUUUUAUUUUGACAAAUAUUACUUAUUUGGAGAUUUCAUUCAAUAAUAUAUUGUUGAACAACUUUAUUAAACUUCUUAAUCGUAUGCCUAAUGUUCAAAAAUUGAUUCUUUAUGUACAAUUAUCAUCUGAAAUGGAAGUAUCGUCAGAUCAACAAGCUAAUACAGUUGACUUGGUAUGCAAUAAUAAUGUGCGAAAUGUAAAAAUAACUGGUGAACUUCCACUUGCCACUGUUAAACUAAUCAAUAAGCUUUUUCCUCGACUAGAACAUCUUCGACUUAUGUACAGAAAGAAUGCUCUCAUACCAUUUGUACGAACUUUGUUAUCGAACAGAAUUAAUAACAGUCAUCUUUUUUUACUGAUGUUUCAUGAUAGUCGUGCGAAGAUCAAAAAAUUGAAAGCAAUGAUCAAUAAUGAAAAACUACUUGAUAAUUAUGAUAUCAAACGUCGACAGUCUGAAUUGUGCUUAUGGUGGUAA
Adineta steineri is the source of this 1758-nucleotide messenger RNA. Lineage: Eukaryota; Metazoa; Rotifera; Eurotatoria; Adinetida; Adinetidae. The record is from the annotation of a GenBank genome assembly.